Manihot esculenta (cassava) is the source of this 1030-nucleotide messenger RNA. Its product is annotated as probable calcium-binding protein CML43. Lineage: Eukaryota; Viridiplantae; Streptophyta; Magnoliopsida; Malpighiales; Euphorbiaceae. The coding region runs from base 183 to 776 and encodes 197 amino acids. Gene Ontology annotation, molecular function: calcium ion binding; enzyme regulator activity. The transcript has a single exon. The record is from RefSeq and is a predicted model, not a curated record.
GUCGUGGAUGGCUGGCCAAGUAGUCCCUCAAACCGCGCUAAACGCGUCUCUUCCAUCAUAAUAUAGCACUCAGAAAAAUUUACGAACUUCACAAAAAAGUGAAUGAGCUCAGAUCCAAUAUCUACCCCUUUUCUUUCUUUUAAUCCCUAAUCCACUUCUCUUCUUGUGCCCAACUCCAUCCUAUGGAAGCACAAGCAGCAUCAUCGCUCUCCGACAAACCCAAGCCUUCCCUCUCCAGGAAGUCCUCCUCCUCCUCCUCCUUCCGCCUCCGUAGCCCUAGCCUCAAUUCCCUCCGUCUCCGCCGCAUUUUUGACCUCUUCGACAAGAAUGGUGAUGGAAUGAUCACAGUCGAGGACCUUAGCCAAGCGCUUAGCCUUCUUGGCCUCGAUGCUGACUUCUCUGAGCUUGAAUCUACCAUCAGAUUUCACAUAAGGCCUGGCAAUGAUGGCCUUUUGUUUGAAGAUUUUAUGUCACUCCAUCAAUCGCUGGAUGAAGUCUUCUUUAGCAACGAGGAGAACAUUGAGGGCGGACAGGAUGCGAUGACGCAGGAAGAAUCCGAUCUAUCGGAGGCUUUCAAGGUUUUUGAUGAAGACGGCGAUGGCUACAUUUCUGCACAUGAAUUGCAAGUAGUGUUGAAGAAACUUGGGAUGCCAGAAGCUAAGGAGAUCGACAGAGUUGAGCAGAUGAUUUUCUCUGUUGAUCGCAAUCAAGAUGGCCGUGUUGAUUUCUUCGAAUUUAAGGACAUGAUGCGUAGCGUUAUCGUUCGCAGCUCUUAAUUGAAUCUCUCUCUCUCUCUCAUUUUCUUUCUGCAACUUUUCUUUUUCUUUUUUUUGGUAGUGAGUAGGCGUGGAAUGAAAAUCCAUUGAUGUAGUGAUGGUGCGCUUCAUGCAUGCAUGUAUAUGUUAAUCUAUGAUCGUGGAAUGAUCCAUAUAUAUAUCUCUUCAGGUUUUGGAUCUCCUUAUAUGUUAAUCUAUGAAUUAUCAUAUGAAAUUGAUAAUUUUACAUGAAUUCAAUUUAAUUUAUUUUUUUA